AUGUAUCACUGCUUUGGCUCGGAUAACUCUGUGAUAGAAAUUCUAGCAACCAUCACAGUCAGUGUGAAGGGUUCAGGUGUGAGCGUCCCAGCUCUGGUCCAUCAGUCAGAGUCUGAAACCAUCCAGCCAGGAGGCUCUGUGACUCUGAACUGUACAGACAAAUGCGGGACCUACGACUGCGCUGUGGUCUCAUGUGGAGACGGGACCAAGCUGGACUCUGGAGAGCUGACAGCCUUACUGUGGAAGUUUCACAUUCUAAAUACAUUUGAAACCAAAGGAUGCAUGUUUCAGAGUUUAAAUGUUAUCUUCUUUAUCUUUAUUCUCAUUUCAGCUCAGACAGCUGCUCUGAAAUCUUCGUCUGUUCAUCAUGAGAGACGAGAAACUGGAGAGAGUCUGACUUUGAAAUGUGAGAUCAAAGAUAAUGGCUCAUGGAUUUAUUGGUUUAAGCAAACUCUUGGAGAGAAGCUGAGGCCGGUCUGUUCUUUUAACAAACAUGGAGCUCAGAGCAGUUUGUUUGGUGAGUUUAAGGACAAUCCACGCUUCACACUGGAUACUGGAAAUAGUAACUUAAUGAUCUCUGAUCUGAAAAUGUCAGACUCAGCCAUUUAUCACUGCAUCUGUUACCACUACCCCAAAUUAGAAACUCUAGAGACCAUCACAGUCAGUGUGAAGGGUUCAGGUGUGAGCGUCCCAGCUCUGGUCCAUCAGUCAGAGUCUGAAACCAUCCAGCCAGGAGGCUCUGUGACUCUGAACUGUACAGUCCACACUGGGACCUGUGAUGGAGAACACAGUGUUUACUGGUUCAGAAACUCUGAGGAAGCUCAUCCAGGACUCAUUUACACCCAUGGAGGCAGGAAUGAUCAGUGUGAGAGGAACCCUCACUCACACACUCACACUUGUGUCUACAACUUGGCCAUGAGGAGCCUGAAUCUUUCUCAUGCUGGGACCUACUACUGCGCUGUGGUCUCAUGUGGACACAUACUGUUUGGAGACGGGACCAAGCUGGACUUUGGAGAUGAGGUGAGCUCUGGUGUCUUGGUGUAUUCUCUGAGUGGAGCUUUGAUAUCUGCAGUUAUCCUGAUAGUUGUCCUGGCCUUCUUAUUGUACAAGAUGAACAAAAGAAUCUGCUUCUUAUCUCAAGAGAUACAAGCAAGAUUUUCAGCUCCCUCCACAACAAACAUGGAGGUUAACAGAGGAGCAGACGACGUCUGUUAUGCCGCUGUGAACGUUAACAUGCCCAACACAUCAAGAAGACAGAGAAACACAGCCAGAGAUGAAUGUGUGUAUUCCAGUGUGAGGCAGUAGAAGUCAC
Molecule: messenger RNA, 1312 nt
Organism: Cheilinus undulatus (humphead wrasse)
Lineage: Eukaryota; Metazoa; Chordata; Actinopteri; Labriformes; Labridae
Product: V-set and immunoglobulin domain-containing protein 1-like
Exons: 6
Coding region: 1-1305 (434 amino acids)
Biological process (GO): response to bacterium
Source: RefSeq, a predicted model, not a curated record